AUGGGCGAAAAACAACCCAACUCAACUAUUCUAACAUCAACUGCAUCAUCAGGUGCCAUGCGCCUAAGACGUCGUAUGGUUCAAAAUUAUUUGGUUAUUUGGGUAGAUGGCAACAUCGAUGAAAACAUCGAAGACUGCCGUAAUACGCUGGCACAAUUGCGCGCAGCGGUAAGUGAAGUGAAUAUGUGCACAACACCCGAAGGGUGUAUCGAGUUCCUCAAUGAAAUGGACGAUGGAAAAGCUUUCGUCAUUUCAUCUGGUGCUUUAGGACAAAGCCUCGUAAGUGACAUUCAUGGUAUGCCAAAAGUGGAUGCCAUUUACAUCUUUUGUGGCAACAAGGCGCACCAUGAACCAUGGGCAAAAGAUUGGCCAAAGAUUCGAGGUGUUUUCACCUCCAUCAAGUCGAUAUGUGAAUCGCUGAAAGAGGUCGCCCAUGAGUGUGAUCAUGAUUCAAUUCCAAUGAGCUUCGUUCCGAAGCAAACGGUGACAGAAGGAGCAACAGGCUCUGAUCCAAAAAAUCUUGAUCAAUUACCGCCAACUUAUAUGUACUCGGUGAUUUUUAAAGAUAUUAUAUUAGAAAUCGAUGAUGAUGAUGACGAAAAAUCUAUGAACACUUUAGUGAAAUUUUGCCAACAACAAGAUAUUCCUGCAGCACAAAUAAAUGAAUUAAAGCACAAAUACCACCAGAAAUCACCGGUUUGGUGGUAUACACGUGAAAUGUUUCUAUAUGGCAUGCUUAAUCGUGGGUUACGAUCGCUUGAUAUGGAAGCGAUGGUCAAAUUAGGCUUUUUUAUUCGAAGUCUUCAUCGUCAACUGGAACAAUUGCAUCAGGAACAAUCGGCCAAAUUCAAGAAAUCAUUUACCGUUUAUCGUGGUCAGGGAAUGAGCAAAGAAGAUUUUCAGAAUCUACUAGAUUCAAAAGGUGGUCUACUGUCGUUCAAUAAUUUCCUAUCAACAAGUAUGGAACCAAAAGUGGGCAUGAAAUUUGUUGAACGUUCUAUGAGAAGGAACGAAGACAUUGUUGGCGUUAUUUUUAUUAUGACUGUUGAUCAAAGUAAAAUAUCAACUUCGAAUACUCCAUUCGCUUUGAUUGAUGAACACAGUGCUAUUCGAUCAGAACAAGAAAUCCUCUUUACAAUGCACACUGUUUUUCGAGUCGUUGAAAUUAACCAGACGGUAAAGGACAAACGUCCUUGGGAAGUACACUUGGCUAUUACUGAUGAUAAUGAUCAGCAACUUUCUGCUCUGACCAAUCGUAUCAAAGAGGAGAUUGGCGGCACAGGAUGGUACCGAAUGGGUACAUUGAUGCUCCGAGUGGGACAUUUCGAUCCAGCUGAAGAGCUGUACAAUGAAUUACUCGAGAUUGCCUCUACUGAUACCGAGAGAGCAAUUAUCUAUCACCAGCUUGGAUGGUUGAAAGACCAGCAAGGCAAAUACCCAGAAGCAGCUAAAUUCUACGAAAAAUCACUCGAAAUCAAGCGGAACACUAUUCAAGAAGAUGAUCCUUCAUUGGCUGCUACUUAUGCUAACAUCGGUGGAGUGUAUAAAAAUAUGGGCGAAAACUCGAAAGCACUUCCACUUCAAGAAAAAGCAAAUAAAAUCAUGGAAAUAUCUCUGCCUCCAAAUCAUCCCAAUUUGGCCAGUUCCUACAACAACAUCGGCACUGUGUAUCAAAACAUGGGUGAAUACUCGAAAGCACUUCCACUUCUAGAAAAAGCACUCAAAAUAAGGGAAAUAUCUCUGCCCCCGAAUCAUCCCUCCUUGGCUACUUCCAACAACAACAUCGGUCAACUGUAUCAAAACAUGGGUGAAUACUCGAAAGCACUUCCGCUUCUAGAAAAAUCACUCAAAAUCUGGGAAAUAUCUCUGCCUGCGAAUCAUCCUGAUUUGGCUACGUCCUACAACAACAUCGGUCUAGCGUACAACAGCAUGGGUGAAUACGCGAAAGCACUUGAAUUUUAUGAAAAAUCACUCGAAAUCAGAGAUAUAUCUCUGCCUGAGAAUCAUCCCGAUUUCGCUGAAUCGUACAACAACAUAGGUCUAGUGUNACAACAUCGGUCUAGCGUACAAAAUCAUGGGUGA
Molecule: messenger RNA, 2082 nt
Organism: Rotaria socialis
Lineage: Eukaryota; Metazoa; Rotifera; Eurotatoria; Philodinida; Philodinidae
Source: the annotation of a GenBank genome assembly